Diatraea saccharalis (sugarcane borer) is the source of this 1476-nucleotide messenger RNA. The record is from the annotation of a GenBank genome assembly. Lineage: Eukaryota; Metazoa; Arthropoda; Insecta; Lepidoptera; Crambidae.
GCAAAUACGUCAGAGAAUAGUUAACGUGAACACACUCCAAGUCUAUUACCCCAAGUUGUUCAUGCUCAGAUAUUAACAGCAUUCAAACCGAGCAACACGUGCCGAACUGAAUUGUUGCUAUCUUUAAUUAUUAUGGGCUUCUCGAUUACACUGCACCGGCGAUAAUUAACAUAAAUUACUUUUACUGUUUUAGAACAAAAAAUAUAUAUUUUCUUAAUUUUGAAAUUUAAAAAAAAUAUGGGUUUAUUAUCUUUGUAAAGUGAUCUGAUAGUUACAGUCUAGAAUAGUUUUUACAUUUUUAAAUUUUGUGUAAUCCGUUUUGAUUGUAAACAAUGGCCGAUAAAAUUGAUUCUGUGUCUAAAAAAGUGGAUGAAAACGACAAAUAUGAAGCUGAUCUGGAACAAGCUCUAUCAGUAGUUGGUAUUGGUCGUUACAACUUGAAGUAUUGCUUGAACCUGGCUCUUUUCCUCGUCGCCGUCAUUGUAGAAUCAGUGGGAUACUCGUACGUACUGCCAGCAGCACGAUGCGACCUGGACAUGUCAGAUGCUCAGCGCGGUUUUAUAUCUUCUAUUCCUUAUAUAGGUAUUGUUCUGACGUCCUUUCCCUGGGGCUACCUUGUGGACACACGCGGUAGAAAGCCGAUUCUUAUAUUAAGCUCUCUGAGUUCCGGCAUCCUGAGUAUCCUGGCUGGCUUCAUGCCGGAACUUAUCAGUUUCACAGCCUGCAAAUUUAUCGCCUCCUUAUGCAUAGCCUGCCCCGCCGCGGCGCCGUACUCGUUCAUUGGGGAGAUACUACCACAACAGUACCGAGACUUCGCACUGUCUGUCACCAAUUCCAUGCAGAUCAUGGGAUCGGCAGUAGUACCAUUGUUAGCGUGGGCGAUUCUCCCAGAAGAGUUCAGACUUAACUUUGGCACGUACGAGUUCCGAUCAUGGCGGUUGCUUUGCGUGGUGUACGCGUUAUUGCUCAUCUUGGCCGCUGGACUCUUAUCCUUCGGACCAGAAAGUCCAAAGUUCCUUGUCUCUCAAGGAAAACAUGAUGAGGCUCUAGAAGUUUUGAGGACAAUGUAUGCGGCGAAUAAAGGAAAAUCGCGUGAUGAUUUUCCGGUACGUGUCAGUUUGUUAAACAGCAACAUUUGAAUGUGUCACUGUGAGGUGACAGGUUGUAAAGAACUUUUUACAUUUUGUACAAUUCAUUAACAUUUUUUUACAAUAUUGUUGUAAUUUUUAACAAUUGUCUUUUCCAGUUAAAACAUUCAUGGGAAUAUAUAUAAUCCAAAUAAUUAAUACAGGCGGUAUUUCUACCAUUCAACAAUUGCAUUAUCUUGUUUUAGUUUUAAGUAUUAAAUAAUAUAAUAUUGCAUAUUUUAGGAUUGAGUAAAAGAUUAUUACAAAAGAAAUCAUACAAAGCCUUAGCGCAUUAUUAAUGUUGGCGAAAAGUAGGGAAAAAUAGGGAAACCAGUUCAAACACUUAGAA